Saccharomycodes ludwigii is the source of this 1428-nucleotide messenger RNA. RefSeq names its product mitochondrial 37S ribosomal protein uS4m (gene NAM9). The coding region runs from base 1 to 1428 and encodes 475 amino acids. The record is from RefSeq and is a predicted model, not a curated record. Gene Ontology annotation, biological process: positive regulation of translational fidelity. Gene Ontology annotation, cellular component: mitochondrial small ribosomal subunit. The transcript has a single exon. NCBI's taxonomy places the organism in Eukaryota, Fungi, Ascomycota, Saccharomycetes, Saccharomycodales, Saccharomycodaceae. Gene Ontology annotation, molecular function: rRNA binding; structural constituent of ribosome.
AUGCCUAGAAAAGCAACUUUACUAAAAUCACUAUCAAGAGGCCGUAUCCGUGCCUCUUUCAAUAAAUGGAAUUUAUUUAAUUUAUACAAAAAGGGUCAAGUUGACUUUAAGGGUAAAACUUUGUACCAACAGAAAUGGACUGCUAAACAAGAAACAAGGGCUUAUCACGGCGAAUACUUAACUGAAAGUAGAUGGUUAGCAAGUUUUAAUCCCAAAUUGGACAGUGUUGCCCAAUUGGAUGCAUCUUUAAAGAAAGGUGGCCAAGAUGAGUUGGAUCCUACACCAUAUUUAAUGCAAACCUAUGCUUCUUUAGAAAAAAGAUUAGAUUUUGCUGUUUUUAGAAGUAUGUUUGCUUCUUCUGUUAGACAAGCCCGCCAAUUUAUUUUACAUGGUAACACCUUUGUUAAUGGUAUUAAAAUUAAACAUCCAGGAUAUAUUUUAAAACCAGGUGACGUUUUCCAUGUAAAGCCUGAAAAAGUCUUACAAGCGUUAGGUGCUAAAAAGCCAAGUUUGGAAAAUAGUUUGAAAAUCGAUAAAAUCCAAGUUGAAAAAUGGAACCAUUAUGUUACUAAACUACAAGAAAACCCUCGAGAAGAAUGGGAAAAGAAAAUGGAAUUUUAUUCUGGUUUGGAGAAUCAUGAUCCAAAAAAAACCAUUUUUUUAGAAUUGGUUGAGAAAUAUAAUCAAGAUUUGGAGACAAGAGUUAUAAAAGAACGUAAAACUGCUAAUGAAGAGACUAUUUUAAAUAAAAUUUUAACUUGCUACAUUAAAGCUACACCUGAAAAAAAAGAGAUUUUGAAGAGUGAAGAUUUUAUGCCAUAUUUUUUUGAUAACAAGGAUUUAAGUAUCAUGGCUGUUAAAAUAUACCAACAAAUCUUAGGCUCAGCCAAAAUUUUAGAUACCUUAAAAAAAAACGAAGAGGAAUCAAAUGUAGCCAAAAUUUUAUUCAAGUCAGAAGAAGAAAUUGAUAAAAAAAAUAUCAGGGAAAUAAAGACUUUGUGCCAAGAGCUCAAACCAACAUAUUUUGAUGCUUUGGAAAAUUAUUUCAAAAUUAACAAGGCUAGUUCUAAGACUGGUUUACCAUAUGAUCCAGUAUGGGCAUCUAGUUUAAAUAAACUAGAACCAAUUGUUCCAGCAGACUUAGUGGAGGACGAAAAGAAAGCUAUUUCUUUAAUUCAGUUACCAUGGCAAUCUGGCCCAUAUGGCCGCGCUGAUCCAAAAAAACCAUAUUUCACACCAUGGACACCAAGACCAUUUUUGGCUCCUUUUGCUGUUUUACCGCACCACAUCGAAAUUUCCUUUAAAACUUGCCACGCUAUCUAUUUGAGAGAUCCAGUUGCCCGUCCAGGCCAUUCAGAAGUCAUUUCUCCAUAUGCCUUACCUGUUCACGAGCGUGCCUACAUGUAUUAUAAUAGAAAAGGUAAAUAG